Lutra lutra (Eurasian river otter) is the source of this 2940-nucleotide messenger RNA. It is a transcript of the gene KMT5A, whose product is annotated as lysine methyltransferase 5A. NCBI's taxonomy places the organism in Eukaryota, Metazoa, Chordata, Mammalia, Carnivora, Mustelidae. The coding region runs from base 167 to 1270 and encodes 367 amino acids. Gene Ontology annotation, molecular function: protein binding; histone H4K20 methyltransferase activity. The record is from RefSeq and is a predicted model, not a curated record. The transcript has 7 exons.
CCCUGCCAGCCCCUUCCCCGGGCCGGGAGCCGGACGGUGGGCGGCGGCGGCGGCGAGCGGGCGGACCGCGGAGGACGCGCCGCCAGCGCCUCCCUCCCAGAGUCCUCGGUCCCGGGCCGGCCGGGGCUGCCGCGGCGCGCUGGUGCCGGGCCCUGCCUCGCAGGCCAUGGGGGAAGGGGGCGCCGUGGGGCGCCGCCGGCCCUUCCCCGGGGCGCCGCGGCGGCGCUGGUGGCGGCGGCAGCAACAGCAGCAGCGGCAGCGGCAGCGGUGGUGGCCGGGCCGCGGCGGCGGCGGCGAGGGCGAGGGCGCGGGGCGCGCCGCCAUGGGCCUGGCCGGGCUGCAGGAGAAUGUAUUUACCGGGCAAUCAAAGAUCUAUUCCUACAUGAGCCCCAACAAAUGCUCUGGAAUGCGUUCCCCCCUUCAGGAAGAGAACUCAGUUGCACAUCACGAAGUCAAAUGCCAGGGGAAGCCAUUAGCGGGACUCUACAGGAAACGAGAAGAGAAGAGAAACAGUGGGAACGCAGUACGGAGUGCCAUGAAGUCCGAGGAACAGAAGCUCAAAGACGCCAGGAGGGGUCCCCUGGCACCUUUUCCAAACCAAAAAUCCGAAGCAGCAGAACCUCCAAAAACUCCGACCUCCUCUUGUGAUCCUGCCAUCGCUGCCAUCGCCAAGCAAGCCCUGAAAAAGCCCGUCAAGGGCAAACAGGCCCCAAGGAAGAAAGCUCAAGGGAAGACCCAGCAGAAUCGCAAACUCACGGAUUUCUACCCGGUGCGGAGGAGCUCCAGGAAGAGCAAAGCCGAGCUACAGUCUGAAGAAAGGAAAAGAAUAGACGAGUUGAUUGAAAGUGGGAAGGAAGAAGGAAUGAAGAUUGACCUCAUCGAUGGCAAGGGCAGGGGAGUGAUCGCCACCAAGCAGUUCUCCCGGGGCGAGUUUGUGGUCGAGUACCACGGGGACCUCAUCGAGAUCACCGACGCCAAGAAGCGGGAGGCUCUGUAUGCCCAGGACCCAUCCACAGGCUGCUACAUGUACUAUUUUCAGUAUCUGAGCAAAACCUACUGCGUGGAUGCGACUCGAGAGACAAAUCGCCUGGGAAGACUGAUCAAUCAUAGCAAAUGCGGGAACUGCCAGACCAAACUGCACGACAUCGACGGCGUGCCUCACCUCAUCCUCAUCGCCUCCCGCGACAUCAAGGCCGGGGAGGAGCUCCUGUAUGACUAUGGGGACCGCAGCCGGGCUUCCAUCGAAGCGUACCCCUGGCUGAAGCAUUAACCUCCCCACCCGCCCCCCUCCUUCUUCCAUGGACAAAGUGCCCUCAAAGGGAAUUGAUUUUUUUUUUUUUACACACUUAAUCUUAGCAGAUUACUUCAGAUGUUUUUAAAAAGUAUAUUAAGAUGCCUUUUCACUGUAGUAUUUAAAUAUCUGUUACAGGUUUCCAAGGUGGACUUGAACAGAUGGCCUUAUAUUACCAAAACUUUUAUAUUCUAGUUGUUUUUGUACCUUUUUUGCAUACAAGUCACACGUUCGUGCUUCCCGUGCAUGCAGUCAGAGACGCAGCACAGGUCGUAGAGGAAAGAGUGAACAUGAACUCGGAAGCUGGGUGACUCCCGCCUCCCACCGAAGAGCCAGGACUCUCCUCCCCACACCCCCACCGGCCAUGGGCGGGUGACGCUGCCUCCCUGGCCCGGCCUGGGUGUUCCCAAGCUCUUGUUUUCCUGACGUCUGGACAGGCGCACAUGGAAGUGUAUGAAUAUUUUUUAAAAAAGGUUUCGCAGUAAGCUAGUCUUCCCUCUGCUUCCUCGAAAGCUUACUGACCCUGUGGCCCCCGGGCGUGGGCCAGGCCUAGGUUUACUCUUCCACGGGCUGCCGCUUUUCUGGGCACCUCGAAGCAUCAGGGCGGGUAAUCAGAGUAGAUGUGGGCAGGGAAAAGCAUUGCUUGCUCACCCUGCUGGGGCAGGGUUUCCCAAAACUGGGUUAAUUCUUUAUAGAAAUGUGAACACUGAAUUUAUUUUAAAAAAAUAAUAAUAAUAAAAAGUAAAAAAAAUGUAAAAAAGACAAAAAAAAAGAAAAAACCACAGAAAACAACUUACAUGUAUAUAGGUCUUGAAGUGAGUGAAGUGGCUGCGUUUUUCUUCUUUCUUUCCUUCUUUCUUUUUCUUUUUUUUUUUUUUUUUUUUUUUGGUUUUGGUUUUUUUGGUUUUUGUAGAGGAGAUUUGAGAUGGUACUCUAUUCUAAUCAAAAAUAAAAGUUUUGUAGCGGGACCAGAUAUUACUUACCCAUUACCCCCCCUCCCCCCACCCUGACCUGAUUCCAAUGGGUUGAAAGUUCCUAGACCUGCUGUCAGGCUUUCUGAUUGUCAGACCACCUGGUGUCCUUCCUGCAAAAAUGAAGAUGCAGCCAUGAACCAAAGGGGGAGCCCGCCCCAGCCGCUGGUAGCAGUGGAGUGGGCAGGCCCGGCAGCCCAGGAUCAAGGCUAAGGGUCAAGUUUUCACCUUGACUGUGACAGGAGGGGUAGGUAGCUUCCUCCUCCCUCCUGAAGGGGGACCUAUUCUCACUCUGUUAACCUGCAGUCCAGGGGGCCAUGGCUCUGGAUCCAUGACCUGGGGUCUCCUGGCCUCCCCUGGUCCCAGGUAAAUGUGAAUGGAGACAGGUAUGAGAGCCUGUCCUCAACCUUGAUGCCCCCCCCACCCCUGCCCCCUGGCCUCACCACGGUGCUACCUAAGAAAGUCUUCCCCCCCAACCCCACAUUUGCCUGGUCAGUGGUCAGAGAAUUGGACGAGGAUCCGACAGAGUGUGUAAAUGUGAGAUAAAAUGUCUUGGUUGUACCUGUUUGUGGUUUAGCUUUGUAUUUAAAAAAAAAAAAAAAAAGGAAAGGAAAUAACUUGAAAAUUAUUUGUCAUCAUAAAAAUGAAACAAAAAUUAAAAUAUUUAUUGCCAGGCAA